Messenger RNA from Folsomia candida, 1248 nucleotides. RefSeq lists its product as uncharacterized. The transcript has 5 exons. Lineage: Eukaryota; Metazoa; Arthropoda; Collembola; Entomobryomorpha; Isotomidae. The record is from RefSeq and is a predicted model, not a curated record. The coding region runs from base 104 to 892 and encodes 262 amino acids.
GACAGGAGGAUAAGCAAAAUCACAUUUGAUAUCGUUUGUCACGCAGAGUAUAAAUUUGACACCAAGUAUCUUCUUUCCAAGCAUACCAUAAUUCGGCUUCAACAUGAAUUCAACGCUCGCCAUUGUUCUGGUCACCUUCCUCUUUGCUGCGGUCACAGCCGCCCCGCAGCCUUACCAGGGAAGACCAGAGGACCCUGAACCAUCCAUUACUGUGACGACAUGCGGUGGUUAUUUGGACGCAUCAUCUGCCUCGAUCGAGUUUCAACUUGGCGGGUCAAUCCGUGCCGAUAUGAGAUGCGUCUGGAUUGUGCAGGCACCUUACUCCAUGCAAAGGUUCAACCUGGUGUCGUCCGGUUUGAAGGAAACGGAUGAACUUUACAUUACCACGGUAUCCGCUGCUGGGCUUGGAAACUCAGAAAAAUUAGAUACGCUUGGUCAGAACAUAACUUUACAGGGAAGAACCGCUAUGAUCACUUUGGUCGUUGGACACUCCCCAACGCUAGGAUUUAGGAUGGAAUAUUAUGCGAGCGGUUCCACCGAAGUUCAGAUUAUAAAAAGUCACACAAUCUUGACUACAGCGAAAGGAAAUUUGAGCUAUCCCUUUGACGGCGGAAAUUAUUUGAAUAACGAGAGGGCCUUGUUUCCUAUUGCCCCAAGUGUCCCGGGACACCCGACCCUCCGUUUCACGAGGGUAGAUCUUGAACUUGGUUCUUCCUGCCAAUUUGACUCGAUAAGGAUUUACAAUUGGUUUGAUUGGCGUUAUCUCCAAGUGGCGAUAUUUUGUGAGAAUACAAUUCCAACCAGUGUAACGUUCCAAGAUGGCGCGGGUGUCGUCUUCUUUUCAUCAGAUUCUAGCGUCGCUAAAACUGGGUUCGACUUUCAGUAUGAGUAACGUACCAAAUACAAAUUAUAAGCACGUUGUACACGAGGGACAGAUACAAAAUAGUAUAUCUUCUUAGUUCAUAAAUUAAAAAUAAGGAGUAAGGAUGGGGAUGAGACUCACUGUAAACUGUAGAAUCCGGAUUUAAGGGACAAUGGUCAAUGUUUCGAACCUUCGUUCUUCUUCAGGACCGGGGGAGAAUUUGUGGUGACUGCUCACGGGAAGAACUAAUGUGAGUGUGAAGGAAUGGGAAUAGGAAGGAUGGAAAGGAAGACUGCCAGACCACGUGGGCGUUGCAGUCUUCCUUUCCAUCAGUGUAGAAAACCAAGCUGGCUCAAACUUUUCCUUGCUAAAUACCUUCAAUGUAU